UUUCAAGAAUUCUAAGUUCUUCAUCCCAAGUUUCGUUCGCAUGAGCAACCUCAAAGUUCAGCCAGUUCAACCAACACCGAGAAAUUAUAUUUCUUUCCUUCCUCUUUUUUCUUUAUUUAUUGGACCGACCGCGACGAUAGCACGACUACUGAGACUUGGAGAUUAAGUCUCAUCUCUUCAUCUCAAUUUAUUGAGACGUUGAGACGCGACCAUCCUCAUUUCUUGUCUUCAGUUGCCAUCGGCCUCUAAAUCUCCAUCAUGUCUUCCAUCAAUGUGAAACCCACGCUCAAGCUUGACACGAGUCAGAGCAUGCCGCCCCCGUCGAAUGCCGAUAAUCCUAAGCCUAAACUCAAACUCAAUACUACUUCGACUCCGACUCCUUCUAGCGAGAAGAUAAAGAUCAAUAUCAAGAAGAAAUUGGAGGGUAGUCAACCGGGCACGCCAGCGGCCACUUCUCCCGCCCCGACGCCAACAAUCACCAAGUCCAAAGCAGGAAGAACAUCGAAGCCGACGAAGAAGCUGCUCGAAUCUAAGAAACGAGGCUUUGACAGCGACGAUGAAGACCGCCCAUUAUCGGAGACUCGCCAGGAGUCAAACAGACCCAGCAAGAUAAUCAAAGUUAAACACACCCCGAACACGCCUAUUAAUUCCAUCAAGUUCAAGCCACGAGGAGAGCCCGUCGAGCACCGACCGGGCGAUGGCUACGAUUCCGAGGCCAGUGACCGUGAAACAGACCCCAUCCGAGAAUCCACCUUUGUGAUCCGUACCGUUCCGGAUGCCUCGAUGGAGUAUUUAAAGAAGGCCUUAGAGGAAGGUAUAAUGGGUGUACCUAAGCAAAUGGGAGGCGCAGAUUUUAACCUUCAGUUUAUCGAUGCUAAGUCGCGUCGAGCUGUGGUUACUAUUGACGGGAACCAUUAUGCUGCUGUUCUAGUCCAACUGCCUACUAUCACAGAAGCGACGAAGACGUGGGACAAGAAAAACAUGAUGAAGAACUCGGAUAUCUCAGAGAUGCUUCUAUGUUUUGCUAAGGUCAAGAAUGAAGCUGAGGCUAAGACUGUCCCAAUUCCGGAAAUGGUAUUGAAGAACGAUUAUAAAUGGCCGCAUGGCCUUACCCCUCCAAUGCACGAUGCUGUCCACCGACGGUUCAGAAAGACAUUAUCUGAGAAGCAGUGGCAGAAUAGUACAGCCCGUGUUGCAAAAUUACUGGAGGAUGACGCAGCCGCCACAGAAGUCCACGUUGAAUUGAUGCAGGAUGAUGACGAGUCCGAGGACGAGGAGGAAGAGGAUGCCGAAGGCGAGAUUGAGCAAGAUUACUUUGGAGAACAGCCCGAAGCUAUGGAGGAAGAUGUGGAAGAAGACGAUGAGUUGUUGGCCGCAAUGGAGGCCGCGCUUGACGAGGAUGGAAUGCAAAUCGAGGAACCUAUUGCAGCCACGCCAAGUUUACCAUUAGAAGUUCCAGAGGCGCCAACUCCAAUGACUGUCGAUGCUAUUACACCCGCACCCGCGGCGGAGGAAGUCAUAUCAGAAGAAGAUGAAGAUGAAGAAGACGAGGAGGACGAAGACGAUGAGGAAGAUGAUGAAGAAGUGGAUGAGGAGCAGUUGGUCGCAGAGCGAGAGCGCAAAGAAAAGCUUGAUGAGAUCGAGCACUUGAACAAGGCAUAUGAGGAGACAUUGCGCCAACUCACUGAAGUCAAUGCACCUAUCCUCAAGAGACGUAUUCUGACGACGAAGGCCAACCUCGAAAAGGAGAUUGCUGUCAAGAAGGCCGCCUUAGGUUUGACAGAUGAGGAUUAGGACUGACAUAUUCUUGGGAAGGCGAGAGGGGUAUUAUAUCGAAAUGGGGCAGCGGGUUUUUGGGUUUGACGUCUUUAUAUCUCGAAACGAGGUGUCUACUUUGCAAGGACGGAACGACAUCGGCAAUCGGUUAGACUAAGGACAGGAGUUAUUGGAACGAUACGAUACCCUUAAGCGCUGCAUAUAGCUGGAAAUACUAUGGAUUCAACUUGGGUUGCCCACGGGUUUAUGGGCGGAUGAUGCGUUAUAUGUUUGCGACUGUGGAAUUCUGUGUAAGUAGUGUCGAAAUAGUCGCUCGAAUACGAGAAGUAGUCGCAA
Messenger RNA from Annulohypoxylon truncatum, 2112 nucleotides. RefSeq names its product TAFII55 protein conserved region-domain-containing protein. The coding region runs from base 259 to 1794 and encodes 511 amino acids. Gene Ontology annotation, molecular function: RNA polymerase II general transcription initiation factor activity. NCBI's taxonomy places the organism in Eukaryota, Fungi, Ascomycota, Sordariomycetes, Xylariales, Hypoxylaceae. The record is from RefSeq and is a predicted model, not a curated record. The transcript has a single exon. Gene Ontology annotation, cellular component: transcription factor TFIID complex. Gene Ontology annotation, biological process: transcription initiation at RNA polymerase II promoter; RNA polymerase II preinitiation complex assembly.